Messenger RNA from Candidozyma duobushaemuli, 1137 nucleotides. RefSeq lists its product as uncharacterized. The coding region runs from base 1 to 1137 and encodes 378 amino acids. The transcript has a single exon. The record is from RefSeq and is a predicted model, not a curated record. Lineage: Eukaryota; Fungi; Ascomycota; Pichiomycetes; Serinales; Metschnikowiaceae.
AUGGCAACCUCUGAAGAAGGCAUGCAGCAUGAGUGGAAUAAUCUUCAAAGCAACUCUCUUGGAAGCAGUAAGGAAGGAGACUCUGGUGGCUCAGCUGGUUCAACUUCUGCUUCAAUGCAUGCUGAAAAUCCUGACUCCACCGUGAGAGGUCCAAGGUCGCAGUCCGCAACAUCUCGACCAAGUGCGAUAGAUGAGAAUCCUAGCAGCACAACACAAGCUAGGCCAUCAACCAGAGAGGCCGGAAAUGUUGACGAAGUGGUGCCCCAUCAAAAUGAAACUCGAGCGAACUUGGGCAUUUUGGAGGUUUCCCAGACCUCCGGGAAAGAGCUUGAAAUCAAGAAUGUCGAUACCAAAGAAAAGAAGGCCAAGAGAAGUUUCUUUGAGCGUCAGAUUUCUUACGUCAAUAUCAAGCUCAUUCAAGUCGUAACAAUGGCUUGUUUCUUCACUUGCUUUGGUUUAGGUUGCAGUUUGGGAAACAAGAUGUGUCAAGAAUACAGAGAGAAUAUGGCAAAGGUGAAUAUUUACAGUGACGAGAAAAACAAUUUACCAGCUUGUCAAGAUGUUUCGCUUGUGAACUUGUACCCUGAAAUUCAGUCUACCCUUGCUUUGAAGGAUCCGAACCGCCUUUGUUCUUAUCAGGAAGAGUUGAGAAACCACACUCUUCACGCCUCGAGAGACGGUCCAGGAUGGCAUUGUCUCGACGCUUUUACUCAGGAGCUCUUUCUUGAGUGUGAAGCCGCCAAGAAGACUCUUUCCUCUGCAGAAAAAAAAUUGAGUUUCUAUCAUGGAUCUGCUGCAAGAUCACUUCAAGUAUUUCUUGCAGCAACCUUUCUCACAAGGCGUGCUCCUAUGGUUUUAGUCUUUUGGGUAUUGACUGCUAUUAUGAUCUUAACUCAAGUUUCAUUGUUCGCGAUUCUUCAUUUUGACACAGGUACCAAUAUUAAAGCCCAAAUUGCUUAUACAUCGUUGAGUGAGUAUACUGUUCUUACAAUUCUCAUUGCUGCAAUUGGGUAUACCAGAGCACCGAAAAAGGUUACUUCAGAGAGCGCACCUCAAAGUCUUGACUCUGGUGGUAGCUUCGAUAUUGAAUACUUGCAUCUGGAAGAGUUGAGUAAUUAUAGAGAACCAAAUGAGUAA